CGCCCACGGAUAACGACGACCUUUACAUCUUGGAGUUCGCGCGGGAAAAGAACGCCCUCGUCCUCUCGAAUGACUGCUUUCGAGACCAUUGCGCCCGGGACCCGUCCUUGCGUCCAUUCCUGCAACGCAACCGGGUGUCUUACACGUUCUUUGCGAACGAUUUUUUGCCCAAUCCGGGGCAUGUGGGCUUGCAGGCUCUGAAAUCGAGAAGGAAUGAGGGACAGAAGGAGAUCGGAAGGCACUAGACUAGGUGGGAAUACUGAGGAGUGUGGAGCGUUGGUGGGGGAAAAC
Nannochloropsis gaditana CCMP526 is the source of this 291-nucleotide messenger RNA. RefSeq lists its product as uncharacterized. Bases 70 to 201 code for a protein of 43 amino acids. The transcript has 2 exons. The record is from RefSeq and is a predicted model, not a curated record.